AUUUACGAUUCUAGUUACUAGAAAAGUAGGACGUUGUACUAGUUCUCAUAAAUCGUAUUUGGUUAUAACUGCAACUAAUACCACAAUAUGUACAAAAGAAGUAGUUCUAUUUGACGACUGUCGGCAACAUAUCAGAAUGAAGGUCGAGGAACAGGACAACAGUGAACCAGACCAGGAAAAUACCGAUAAUCAAGAUAAAACAACGCCGCCAGAAAAACCAGAGACGCAGAAUUAUUCUUUGUUGCCGCCAAGGGUUCAAUCGUCAGAGUCGGAUGUGGAUGGCAGCGACGUUCAUGUUGUAGCAAGAGUUCGACCACUUAAUCAACAAGAGGUGGAAAGGAAUGAUGGAUCGUCGACACGAUUUCCAUCUGAUGGUGCAAUCUUGGUUGAAAAUCAGACGGCCGCGAAGACUUUUUCGUUUCACGGGAUAUUUCAACCUGGUUGUACACAGAAGCAAGUAUUUGAACACAGCGGUAUGCGAAGAUUGCUUAGCAUGGCGUUAGAUGGAUACGCUUGCACUGCGUUUGCGUUUGGGCAAACUGGAUCGGGGAAAACUUACACAAUGACAGGCCCUGUCACGCCGGAAGCAGCUGAUAGCAUGACGCAAGAAAAGUCCCUCAAAGACUUGGGUUGUUAUGGGUUGAUACAAUACAGCUUUGCGUUUCUAAUGGAGAAAGUUCUGGAAGGCAACGACGUUAACUACACAGUGAAAGCAUCGUACCUGGAGAUUUAUAAUGAGCAGGUCCAGGAUCUACUGAACCCGCUUGCUUACGAGUCGGUGCAGGUUCGUUGGUCAAAAGGCCAAGGUUUUCAUGUCGAGAACCUGUUUGUUCGUGAGAUCGAAUCACUUGAUGACCUGAUGAGCGUGUUGGAGGAUGGAAUGCGAAACAGAGCGGUUGCCGAACAUAAUAUGAAUGAACAUUCGAGUCGAAGUCACAGCAUUCUAACCGUAUAUCUGGAUAGCGAAUCAGCUACAGAAGAAGGCAUGUCAGUCACGAAGCACGGUAAAGUGUCUUUUGUGGACUUGGCAGGCAGUGAAAAAGUAAAAGACACGGGUUCGACUGGUGAAACACUCAUUGAGGCGACCAAUAUAAACCGAAGUUUAUUAACUUUAGGAAACUGUAUAUCUGCGUUAAGUGACCCGAAGAAAAGGACAGGACACAUUCCUUUCCGAGACAGCAAGUUAACGAAAUUGUUAGCUGAUGGACUUGGUGGAUCAGGAGUUACGUUAAUGAUUGCCUGCGUGACCCCGUCGAGCUACAACGUUUCAGAAACCCUAAACACGCUUCGCUACGCUAAACGGGCAAGAAAAAUAAAAAACAAACCUGUUAUUCGAAUCGACCCACGCGAAGAACUAAUACUUAAACUUCAACGUGAAAUGAAAUUAUUGAAACAAGAAAAUCUGUUUCUUCGAGAUCAAUUAGAAUUUCCACAUCGUGAAAAACCCAAGUUCCCCAAACCAAAUACAGUGGAUACAAAUGAAAGUAGAGCUAACAAGAUGUUGCCUGCCCUCCCCGCUAUAAAGUCAACAUCAGAUGGCUCCAAAGCAAGUUCAUUUGAGUCACCCGACCACCGUCCAGUGUCUGACAACAGUUUGUACGGCAUGCUGCAGGAGUAUAUGGUGGAGAACGAAGCUUUACGUAACGAGAAUCAUAACUUGCUGACACAACACAGCGUCGACGAAAGAGAACACCGGAUUAUUUCAAGAGACAACGACAAACUAGCAAGGAAACUGGAGGACCUGAGCAGAUUAAUGUUGUCAAGUCCGAUGUACGGAUCAUCUUUCGUUAGUAGAACAAACUCCGGGCAUUCACUUCAAUCUUUAAGAACUUUCAGCUCAUCGUUGACACCACUGUCGCAAAAGAGCUUUCCUUACAACACAAACCCUCACAACGUAAUGAACAACAAUACUUAUCAUUACCAUAACGAUCAUAGACCACCAAAUCAGCAGGAACCAUUCGUUGCAUGGAACCAGUCGCCUCAACCAGCACAGCAUGUACCAAAGAUAAUGGCGAAUGAACACUUACCGCCUCUACGAGGGUCGCCACAUACGAACAGACAGUUUGGUCCUCCUGGGAAUAAAGGUUUCAUAAAGAAACCGAGUCAUCUUAAUUCAAAAUGGAUGAAAGCAACUUCAUACGCUUCCCAGUUCAAGCGAAAGCAGACAAUGAAUAGACCCUUGCCUCAAAACACAUGGUCACAAAAGAAGGAUAGUGACGUCAUGAAAGACUUUCCAAUGAGAGACUAUCAAACAAAACCUCGUCCAGAAUUUGUGUAUGGAAAUCACGGUUACGAUACUGGUAGCACGGACGACGGCCAUUCCUCUGCGUUGCGCAACCCAAACCAAAAGCUUCCAGCAAACUUUCAUGUGCGGUUUAAUAAACCGAAUUUUCUGGUGCCAAACAACAACAACAUCAGCCAUAAAGGUGGUGCCUUACCAAAUGAAGCAUACAAGGCUCAGGAUAUAUCUCCUAGAAGUUCAAUGACGAAGGAACUAUCAGCAACUUCCCUCCGUCGAUUAAAUCACCAAAUGCGUCAAGAGAUGGAAGCACUUGACCAUGAAAUAGACUCGUACCAGCGUUCGAUGCAACGACAACCAACUAAAAACAAGCUACCUGUCACGUGACACAACUAAAUUUGGACGAACAGACAAAUAAUUCAGUGGCAAUCAUACAAAUAUACACGAGGAAAUGAUAGCAACAAACAAAGUAUAAACCGGUAAACAGAUCGCGGUGGUUUCUUUUUUAUUCUGAGCGGUACAACUACUUAUUUGUAGUUCAGUAUUAUAUUUUUUGUAUUUUACCAGUUUGUUUAUAUUUCCAAAAAUCUGUUUUUGCACGACUCCUUACUUUGAUACUGUGAUACUUUUUUGGUGUUUUCAAAACAACAAACUAUAUGCUUACCUUUGCUUUUGUAAGAUCAACAAUUUUUUUUACAGUUUUCGAAAGUUGAAUAGACUGUUUCCAGUUUUUACUUACAUUUUCCGUAUAACACAUUUUACACCGUGAAAAAAAUAAUCGUUUGCGGUCGUUUAUUUA
This is a messenger RNA of Ciona intestinalis (vase tunicate), 3038 nucleotides long. Its product is annotated as kinesin-like protein KIF12. Gene Ontology annotation, cellular component: microtubule associated complex. Gene Ontology annotation, molecular function: ATP binding; microtubule motor activity; microtubule binding. The record is from RefSeq and is a predicted model, not a curated record. Gene Ontology annotation, biological process: microtubule-based movement; spindle elongation; mitotic spindle organization. Lineage: Eukaryota; Metazoa; Chordata; Ascidiacea; Phlebobranchia; Cionidae.